Messenger RNA from Paramecium octaurelia, 306 nucleotides. The record is from the annotation of a GenBank genome assembly. Lineage: Eukaryota; Ciliophora; Oligohymenophorea; Peniculida; Parameciidae.
AUGGUGAUGGAUAAGCUAAGUUAGAUGGAGAUUCCCAACAUAAAUUAAUAUAAAUCUUAUUUACAAGGUUCUAAAUUAAAGAUGCCCGUAUUUCAUAGAUAGCAUAAUAAAUUAUCAACUGCUAAACUGGCUACAAAAGUAGAGCAUAAAAUCCUAAUCUAUUUUUCAUAUCAAAGCAAUCUAUUAAUAUCCUAGAACUAUCAGUGAUUAUAUACCCGACACAAUAGAACUAAGGAGAUAAAAAUAUUAAAGAAAGAUUACAUUUUAAGCAUUCAAACCUUUAUCAUAUAUGCAUAAGAAAUGAAC